UAUCCCUUCUUGAAAUAGUAUAACUUGCGAGUACAUAUGUGAACGCACCGUACUUUGUCUUGCUCUUGAAUUUCUGGAAACAAAGGAUCAAAAUGAAUUGAGUGACUUCCAGCAUGACCAAAAUAUGAUGGUACAAUCUCGAUGUGAAAGACAUCACAGGAAUGCUUGCGAUCAUGAAAAAAAACUUGCUCAUUCGCCUGUCAGGCACAGUAUGGAUCCCUACCCCUGGUUUUGUUGGUUUUCCAGAAAAAGCAACAAAGUCACAGCAAUACGACUCAAAACCAACAAUGGCCAAAAUACGUGUCCGCGGAGCUGGGAAUGGAAGGCGUCUUAACUGUCCGAGAAACAAACCGGAUUCGUUCUGGUAAUGCGACUAUGUUGGUUCUAAAUUGCAAGACAUGUCGCAAGUAGAUGUUGCCACAUAAUUCUCGGAGGUAGAUCAGUCAGCCAUUAUCAAGAUAAUAAGAGCCCUGACGGCAGUUGUUACAACGGGAAAGAAGCACAGCCCUCGGAGAGGUCUCAGGCCCAAACGUCUCUCCUCUCUCCAUAUCUCACUCUGAACCACCUUGGUGGCGUCCACAUUAUUUGACUCGCGUCAGGGACGCGGCCCAAGAGUCAAGGAAUGGCCAUGGCUGCCUUUCUUGGAACUCUGAAGUGAGUCGAGGAGUUAGCUGUUGGUGAACCGGAUGUUCCGUUUUUGUAUCUGCGGGCCGGAGCGCUUUUGGUAUUUUUAUUCCGAAGCGAAGUGGGAUCUUUGUCUGUCCGCAGUUGGGAUUGGUUGGGUUGGACCGCCGUGUAUUCUUUGCAGGUGUUGGUCGGGACUAUGAUUCGCUUGGGCCAGACUCGUCUGUUCUUUCUGUCCAGGUUUCCAGAGCAUCUGGAGACAUGGAGAGGGGCUGGACUGGAUAUUGGACGACUACUGGGAUAAGAUGAAAACAUGCCAUUCCAUACCUCAUGGUUCAGGGAUACGAAAACGUGGGGCAGUCGUGGCCCAGAUGAUGGUCCGUGACUGAAUGUCUCCAUAUGAUAAGGACGGCCCACUGGAGAUUUCCUGGAGUUUUGUGAAAGUUGUACAAAUUAAUUAUUGGAGAGGUGGUGUCAAGUUUGGUAAUGUGGAGGGAUAUGUGGCCUGCUGUUCGUCAGAGGGGCAAAUGCCGGUGUAUCUGCCUGUAAAGGAGGGUUACACUGAGCUUGGAUAUCCGGCUUGUCCAAUUGUUGGAAGACUAGUGAAAACGGUGUUGCAUUUCCGUCCGAAAUCAAUAACCUUUGUUCCAAGGAGAUUCUUGAAUCUUGAGAGUACUGUAUUAUUUGCAUAACUCUAACAACCCUGAGAAACAAUCCGAAUACCGAGGCAGUAAGCUUCAAAAGGAAAGACAACUUGGGGCUCCAGGAGUUGAGUGAGGGAUUGCACGGACGACGACGAAUGGAAUGUGCUCCGCUACGUGGAUACUUCGGUGACAGGCCCUUAACCGUGAUCUUGGUCCGUUUGCUGGAAUCGAUCCACCGUCUUCAGGACGCAGGACUGGCCGGUUGGAACCCUUGCUCUCAACCCGCAUGAUUUCCUGGCGGGAUGUCUCACUGACGAACGGCACAGUACAGUAGUGACAUCUGGAACCUCGUCGUUGCGACGGAUCGGUCAUAUCUCGCACAAAGCUUUGUCGCUCGUGUUAUUGAUGCCACGAGGACUGUUGGUUAUCCCUCGUGGAUGUUUUACUUCCUCUGAGCGCUGCCAAAUGGAAGACAUGUUGGUUGGCGUGAGCUUUAUGUUGAGGUACAGAAAUACCUGUGGCAGCCGGAGAGGAAAUGGAACAUUGCUGGAGAAGGCCCGAUAUUCCGAGCGUGCCUGCGUGCCCCCCAGGAAAUCUCGAUUGUUAUUACUGCUUUAAGGUUUGCAUCCGAAGAAAGCGAGACGCCCGCCACGCCAUGUGCGGCCGCAGACGCUCUUCAGACUUCAGACUUCAGACUUCAGGCUUCAGACUUCAGGCGCCUGAGAGCCUGUGAGCCUGUGAGCCUGUGAGAGCCUGAGAGGCCGUCUGGCUCCUGCUGUCAACUUGUCAAGGGCAGCCGGUACCAGGUGGGGAAGUUGAAGUGGACAGCUACUAGGUUUCCAUUAUUACAGUAUUGGUGCUAGGUAAAUUUACUAGGUAAAUUUAGUGCAUCAAUUAGGUAGGUUCCCCUUCCGUGGUACGGGAAUAACAUCUUGGGACUUGCGACUUGCGACUUGGGACUUGGGUUUUCCUGCUCACUUGGCUGUUUAUCCGCCGGUGCCAGCCAGUUUCGUUAACCCGCUCUCCGCCCUUGCCCUUGCCCUUGCCUUUUGCCUUCUGCCUUCUGCCUUCUGCCUUCUGCCUUCCUCGCCUUUGAACGUGCUUUCCCUUGCUUGGUCUGGUUUGGUCUGGUCUACGAGUACUGGCCUGUGUGCACAGCUACCCUUCUUACCCGUACAGACUACGGAGCCCUAAUAUCAAGGCGUGGCCCGUGAAAUCUUCAAAUCCCGUCCCCUCUUCCUUCCCCUCUCUUCCCAAUUAUAAUCCCAUCCCAUCCACCUUUAAUCCACUGUCAAACUUCCGGCGCCAAUCCCAGCAGCACCGCGACACAGGAUGCCCCAGCUGGCCGGAAACUUUCUUUCUGUCAAUCAGCCAUCACUCAGCACUACCACCGCUACAUAGAGUCGAGGAUAUCCCGGUCCCGUCCCUUUGGUACGACGUCCAGCGCAUCAAUAUUAUCGAGCAUAUCAACCCGACAGACUGUCACUGGUACGAAGGAAUUGCUCACCGACAACUCGGAAUUAGUGUAUUGGUAUCAGAAGGAUACUUUUGGAAUAAGGUCUGCGAAUUGAUGGACCGAUAAAGUCGACUAUUGAUCCACAUCCAAAGCCAUAAACUCCACAAUUACAAUCGCGAUAUAUCAGUCGCAAUGAGCACAUCAGCAAAGGAUGGGCCUGCGGUCCCGGCUGAGGAGAAGAAGGGCGGACUGAGCAAGAUGGUAUCGAGGAUGAAGACCGUUUUGAAGAGAAGUGAUGGCUCCAAGCGAUUGUCGUUUUCUGGAAAAUCGACUCCGACCACAGCAACUGCUGGACCAAGUGUCUCUAAAUCGGCCGAGCCAACACCUGUUGUUGCACCGGAACCAGUCGCUGAACCAGUCCAAGCCACUUCCACCACUGAUGGAAAUCAACCCACCAAGAUAAUGCGAUCUCAGGUCGAGGCCGACAGAGCUAAGAAGCUGGCGGAGCGAUUUGCAGUCACCAUCGACCCAGUGUACAAUGGACCAGACAGGGAGAUCUCUCGCAUUGAGAAGCCCAUCCGGAUGCGCAUACACAGGUCUUGCCACAGAUGCAAUGCUACCUUCCGAGGAGCCAAAAUAUGCGCCCAGUGCGAGCACGUCCGAUGCAAGGCGUGUCCAAGAUACCCAUUGAAGAAGGCGGAGAAGAAAGAGAAAGAACCAGUUGUGGCAACUGUGAUUGGAAUUGAACCAGACACGUACUGGGGAGUGCGUCAACAGGUCUUAUUGACGAAGCCAAGUCCAAGACCAGGUGCUCAGCCACUGGUUAGAAAGUCGCCUAGACAGAGAGUCCGCCGGACCUGUCAUGAGUGCAACACUCUCUUUGCUAGAGGAACCAAGAUAUGUAGCAGUUGUGAUCAUAUCCGUUGUGUUGAAUGUCCCCGAGACCCAGCCAAGAAAAAGUCAUAUCCCGAUGGCUACCCUGGGGACGCAUUCUCAAGCAACACCGCCAUCCCAGUCAAAUACUCCUGCCACAAAUGCCACAAGGUCUUUCCACCCGUGCCUCACCCCGAUAGCGAAGAAGGCAUAGCCCGCAAAGAGAGCGGUGCUGAACCUCUCGCCUGCGUACGGUGCGAGCAUCCUAUGUGCUCUGAGUGUCCAAGGGCACCUCCUGCUAGAGUCGAACCCGCACCAGAUCCUGAAGUAUUGAAAGCAGUACAGGCGAAGCUGGCUGCAUUAAGCGUCUCAAAUAUCGUGUCAUCUUGA
Molecule: messenger RNA, 3987 nt
Organism: Cadophora gregata
Lineage: Eukaryota; Fungi; Ascomycota; Leotiomycetes; Helotiales; Ploettnerulaceae
Exons: 4
Coding region: 2917-3987 (356 amino acids)
Source: RefSeq, a predicted model, not a curated record